Messenger RNA from Symbiodinium sp. CCMP2456, 197 nucleotides. The record is from the annotation of a GenBank genome assembly. Lineage: Eukaryota; Dinophyceae; Suessiales; Symbiodiniaceae.
GUUACAACAAGGAGGCGCCGCUUGCCUCUAUCCCAUCUGCAGAGAUGCCUACAGGGAGAUGGUACUGGAACCUGCCCUUGGUCACCUGCAUUCUGCUCUUCCUUCCGACGGGGAUCGUAGCGGUUCUGUACCAGAUGAAGAUGAGGAGCAUCCGACAGCAGCGGAUGAGUCACAGUCUGGCACCUGAUUGCGUCUGA